Molecule: messenger RNA, 859 nt
Organism: Coprinopsis cinerea okayama7#130
Lineage: Eukaryota; Fungi; Basidiomycota; Agaricomycetes; Agaricales; Psathyrellaceae
Exons: 5
Coding region: 67-471 (134 amino acids)
Cellular component (GO): cytoplasm; nucleus
Molecular function (GO): protein tyrosine phosphatase activity
Source: RefSeq, a predicted model, not a curated record
GCUAUAAAGCCCAAUCGCCGUCUCUUUUCAAAAGCAACUUCCUCAGUGAACACAAAAGUUGGCACGAUGGUCAAGUACAUUACUGGCGAUGAACUCGCAGCCUUGAUGAAGGACGAUACCAAACAAGCGAAGAAAGAUUUCCUGGUCGUGGACGUUCGAGACGACGACUUUAUCGGUGGGAACAUCGUUGGGUGCUUGAACAAGCCGUCGGGAGAGUUCUUGAACACCGUCGAUGAGCUCGUCAAGGAUACGAAAGAUGUCCCGCUCGUUAUCUUCCACUGUGCGCUUUCCCAAGUUCGAGGUCCCAAGGCUGCAAGGAUAUACAAAGAAACAAGAGAAAACUUGUUGGGCCCUAAUCAGAGCCAAGAAAUCGCCGUCCUGCGAGAAGGAUUCACUCAAUUCCAGGUGAAAUACAAGGAUGAUCCCGACUUGGUGGAGAACUAUAAAGCAGAGUACUGGAGGACGUGGUAAUCGACCGUCGACUGACUUUGGAUACCCCAUCCUAUCACCUCCCGCCUCCUACCAUCUUCAGCUGAUAUGGAUACCCUAAUCCUGCCCUUCUGCAGCCCCUCCGUCACAGUAUCCGAUAGGAUACGUCCAUGCUGACCAAAUAUCGAGCCACGCCUCCGGCCCACACAGCCCUUCACAUCCUCCAAACCCAUCUAAUCCGUCCACCAGGCCAAUACACGCAUCACGCCGAAGAAGUUGACGUCGAUCCUGUACCAGCCUCACCCGCACCAUCCUGCUUCACCUUCCUCGGAGGCAUACUUUCAAUAAUCUGCUCGAUCCUCCUCCUCUCAUCCCGGAACUGUUUCUGACAUAAAUGCCUGUUUUAGAUAUACACGGUUAAUCAGUAUUG